Molecule: messenger RNA, 1514 nt
Organism: Syzygium oleosum
Lineage: Eukaryota; Viridiplantae; Streptophyta; Magnoliopsida; Myrtales; Myrtaceae
Product: transcription termination factor MTERF6, chloroplastic/mitochondrial-like
Exons: 1
Coding region: 90-1268 (392 amino acids)
Biological process (GO): regulation of DNA-templated transcription; chloroplast organization
Cellular component (GO): chloroplast
Molecular function (GO): double-stranded DNA binding
Source: RefSeq, a predicted model, not a curated record
GGCGUCCGUUCGUCAACACAAGCAAAAACCAACAUCGUCCUCGUGCGUGCCCCGUCCUCGCCGCCCGUCGCCGGAUUCCCAAAACCCCCAUGCUCAGCCGCGCUCGCAAAGCCCUCCUCCGACUCGGGGCUUCUUCGCUUCCUCCACCACCACGAGCUCCAGCUCCAGCUCAAGCUCUCCGCCUGCUCAGACCGGCCUCGACUUCCUCGAAGAAGAAGGCGCACCACCCGUUCACGGUCUCUUACCUCAUCGGCUCUUGCGGGCUGUCCCCAGAAUCCGCUCUCUCCGCCUCCAGGACCGUGCAGUUCGCGAGCCCGUCGAGGCCGGAUGUCAUCCUCGAUGUCUUCAGGAACCGAGGUUUGUCCCCGACCCAAAUCUCGUACGUCGUCAGGAGAUACCCCCGGAUGCUCGUCUCGAGCCCUGGCAACCUGUCCACAAAGCUCGAGUUCUUGUGCUCUAGGGGCAUUUCGGGUCAAGAACUGGUCAAGCUCGUGGUCGCGGUUCCUGCGGUCCUGACCAGGAGCUUGGGCAACCAUUUGAUACCCACUUUCGAAUACAUAAGCGGCUUGCUUCAGUCCGAUGUUAAGGCUGUACAAUCCAUCAAUAGGAAUCCGAGGAUCUUGUAUAAUGACCCUAAAGUGCGGCUUGUCCCUUGCAUUGCGAUUCUGAGGGACUGUGGAGUGCCUGAAGCGAAAAUUAGGUGGGUGGUCCUGUUCCAGCCGAGCACGUUCUUCUUGAGGUCGGACGUGCGGUUCGACGAGGCGGUGAGUCGGGCGAAGGAGAUGGGUUUCGAUCCUUUGAGGACGAAUUUCCUUCUGGCUUUGCAAGUGAUCAGGGGGAUGAACAAGUCGACGUGGAGGAGGAAGGUCGAUGCUUUUGGCAAGUGGGGUUGGUCCGAGGAGGACAUCGUCUUGGCUUUUAGGAGGAAUCCGUGGUGUAUGUCGAUGUCGGAGAGUAAAAUCGCGGGGGUGAUGGACAUCUUCGUGAACGAGAUGGGGCUUGACCCUUUAUAUAUGGCGCGGCAUCCGACAAUGAUGAUGUUGAGCUUGCAGAAGCGAAUCGUUCCUCGGUGUUUGGUGUUUUGUGUUCUGCUGUCCAAAGGUUUGAUCAGGACGACACGUAGCUUGAAUGGAUUCCUUGGUGUCCCAGAGAAGUUGUUCCUGGAGAAGUUUGUGACUGCUAAUUUGGGAAAAGCACCCGAGUUGUUGGAUCUGUAUAAUGAGAAGAUGCGUAAUAGUUCUACCACCUUAACUUUGGGUACUUUGUGAAACCAAAUGAUUCCGAUGACCAUGAAUCCAAUGGAAAAGUACUGCCUUUCUGAAAUCCCUUAACUGAAGAUGGAAGCUUGAGGUCUAGCAGGGACGCGUCUGGUUUUCCCUUCUCUCUGCAUUCGCUUACUCAGCUAGCUUGCUGAUUUGUAAUUCUUUUAAAUUCUUCUUGUUAACUGUUUUCCCCUGAUGCACAUUUAUUUUUAAGUUCACUUGUACGAGGAAUAGCCCAUUUCUAAUCAGUUA